This is a messenger RNA of Amoebophrya sp. A120, 1178 nucleotides long. The record is from the annotation of a GenBank genome assembly. NCBI's taxonomy places the organism in Eukaryota, Dinophyceae, Syndiniales, Amoebophryaceae.
CCGUAACGCGCGACGGCGAAGCCGAAGCAGAAGUUCAUCGUCUGCACGAAGUCAGAGCCCCACGGGAGCUGCGGAAACGCCGCAAACCACACGGUCGCGGGAUCGAGCACCGGGCGCAGCCGCUCGGCGGGGCGGUGGGGGGUCCUCCCGCCACACAGGGGGGCGGGUUCCCGCCUCCUCUCGAGAGCGCAGAGCGACGAGUCCUUCCGCCACGAUGGGCGGGGUAUCUUCCGACACCGGCGGCCUGGCAUUCGGGAAGUGGACCGCAAUCGACGAUGAAACGCUCACAAACUGCGUGGCUGGCCCUGGCUUUCUUCAGGGGCCGAAGCUGAUAGGUACAAAGCUGCGGACGCUCGGCGAGGUUCUAGAGGAGCUUAGCCGCUUUGAAGAGAACUUUAAAAACAAGAAGCUGUCAAAGAAGAAUAAAACUAUCGCUUUUAUUACUGCAUCCGCGCCCGAUUCCACGCCGGCAGCAGCUGGGCCGCCGUCCGCGACUCUAGUAAGUUCAAAAUCCCUGAUCGCCAAACUAGUUGCCCGGAUGCGUGGGCUGGCGCAGCUAGAAGUUGCGGUGCGGGAUGCAAUCAGGGGAGCGGAGUACUUCGUCGUCAACUUUAGCGCAUCCAACAAGAAGCGCGGCGAGUACAACAGACUUCGACACACGAUUUCUGCUGCCCUCGACCGCAGAGCGGAAUUCUUGAACGGUUUCAGUGCGGAGAAAGUCACUGAGGUGGUCUCCACGCGACCCGUACAAAUAAUAAAUGCUCGCGGCGCAUCCUCGAAGAAGAAGAAGCCGGCCUCAAGAAGUACGGGAGCAAGUGCGGUGAAUAGCCAGAUCGUCGAUCUUUUCAACCGCCUCAUUCGACCCGCGCUGAAGACGCAACAUGGUAUGACGGAGCUCGCACGGAUUCCAGUUGCCUCGCAGCUCAUCGACGCGAAGAACGAAGUGCAGGCACGCCUCAGUACUCUUAGCAGGAUAUCACACAGGAAGACGCUGGCAUAUCUUUUUCCUAGUGCAAAAAUAUAAAAAAUAGAAAAGGGCGAGCCCACAGGGUGUGUAAAAGUACUUAGAGAAUUGGUAAACUAUUUUUGCAUUAUACGCUGACACUAUGACUAUCCUUUUUCUUUCCUGUGGGAUACAGAAAUCUGAGGCGGUUUGGCGUUUUUUGGGAAGACCUACA